UUUGUAGUCGGGAAGGGGGGUUGUCAUGUCAACAGGUUGAUAAAAGUGAAACGGAAGUGCAGUAGAAAGAAGUUCAACCAGCAGUGUCGGAGCACAGCCAGCGCUUCUGUCCUUGCAGACUAACGGGACGAGGAUCCUUGUCUAGCAGGUAAAUAUUCUAAGACAAAAUGGCAGAGAAACAUGUUCAGGAUGGAAAGGAAAAAUUUGUUCCCAAGAACUGGAAAGUGUUGGCCCCAUCAGAACUUAGAAGGAUGGCUCCACAGCAGAGAGCCAGAUACAUGGCCUAUGAGGAGCCCAACAAGGUGGCGGUCGACUCAAUGCAGGCCUCACAAAAACGCAUAAAUGAGACUGUUAAAGCAAGUCAGGAAAGGCAGAAAAGUAUGGAGUCCAAGACAAAUGAAGAGGAGAGCAAACAAGAGAAGCUGAUUGGUCAACUAAAAGCAGCAGAGGCAAGAAGUCGUGUACGAAUCUUAAGGCUACAUUUUCAAAGUAUGAGAGCUCAGGAAAUCAAUCAACUGAUACUAAGUCAACCAACUGCUAGAGAUGCGGUGCGACUGGAGGUCCUCCUUCCACCACGAGGUCAGAGACCAAGCCUCAGUGACCCCGUCGAUAAACUAGAGAGAAAACGUAUUGAGCAGAUACUGGAAGACGAUCAAGGAUUAACAGUCAACAGGAAACCAUAAACACUGACUCUCACAAUGAGUCAACCUUUCAGCCAUAAGGAAACAACAUUUUGUGAGAUGACCUAUAAGCAAAAUGUCAGCAUCAACCCAAAUGGCAUUCAGCAGAACUGAACAACACCCUAUAACUUUACAUUGCUAAAGUAAUCCCUUGAGUAACUCUGACAACAUAAUCUGAAAUUUCCUUCAAUUUAUAUAUCAUUAGGGAGCUUAUGCCUGGCACGAACUAUGCUUAUGUUGGACCUUUAAACAGUAAGCAUGUAAACUGUAUCAAGAAUAGUAACAUUUUCAGCAACUGUGUUGUCAUCAUUUGAGACUUUGAUUAGUUGCACUUCAGACCUGUGUCCAUUCAGAACGGUCUCUGAUUCAGAUCUAUUGUCAUCCAGUUUUUAUUAGGCUUAGAAAGCCUUUGGUUAACACUGGUUUGCUUUCAGAACAUUUAAGAUUCAGACAAGCUGACAGUCAAGCUGAUAAGCAUUGACUCACAGAUAUCUCUGACAUAUAGACUCAUUUCUUCAGCUGUUAUUAGAAAAUCUUUAUGAUGAUCGUUCAGUGUAUUCUUUAUUUUAUGCCAUGCGUGUAAAUUACAGGGCCAUGAUCGACCCUUCACUGUUUUAGGUGUAGUAAUAUGUCUGAUUAUAGUAUGAAACAUGCCACAACACUGCCAUUGAGUGAACCAUAUCUAGCAGUGUGUUUGAGUCUUGUUCAUUCCAUUUCAAUGCUUUUGUAUCUGGUAAGUGUGCAUUGUAAGCAUUCAUUUGUAUUGGCUGUUUUGUAAUAAAGUAGUUAACUUCCUGAUGA
Protopterus annectens (West African lungfish) is the source of this 1481-nucleotide messenger RNA. It is a transcript of the gene LKAAEAR1, whose product is annotated as LKAAEAR motif containing 1. The record is from RefSeq and is a predicted model, not a curated record. The coding region runs from base 168 to 683 and encodes 171 amino acids. Lineage: Eukaryota; Metazoa; Chordata; Ceratodontiformes; Protopteridae. The transcript has 4 exons.